Parasteatoda tepidariorum (common house spider) is the source of this 1070-nucleotide messenger RNA. Its product is annotated as carbonic anhydrase 2. Gene Ontology annotation, molecular function: zinc ion binding; carbonate dehydratase activity. The record is from RefSeq and is a predicted model, not a curated record. NCBI's taxonomy places the organism in Eukaryota, Metazoa, Arthropoda, Arachnida, Araneae, Theridiidae.
CACUCUAAGACAUUUCAAAUUUUAAAAACCGUUUUUGAAUUUAUAUCAAAAGGAUUACUUCUUCCAUUUCCCAUUGAUAAACUGAAAACAAAAGUGUCAUGCAGUUAAUGACUUUGAUAACCAUAGUUUGGGGUAUCAUAUCUUGUCUGCAUAUUUCAAGAAUAAGCGCUCAAGAAUGUCCAGCUGACAGAUAUAAGCAAUGGGCUUAUAAUCCUUACUAUCCAAAUGGUCCUUUGAAUUGGAAGGAUACUUACUAUAAUUGUAAAGGCAAAAGCCAAUCACCAAUUAACAUAAUUACAAGCAUUGUUAAUAGGGGAAAAGGUCGUCAGUAUUUGAAGCUCAGAGGGUACGAAAUUCCUCUUACCAACGUGAAGAUAGAAAACAAAGGAUAUACAAUCGAAAUUACGCCAAGAGAUGGUAUUAAGCGAUCAAUUGAUCUCGACAAUGUUAGAUAUAAUUUGAAAAGCUUUCACUUUCAUUGGGGAAACCUUCAAACGGAAGGCUCAGAGCAUAAAAUCAACGGACGCCAAUACGCUAUGGAGGUUCAUUUUGUACACAAAAACGAUCAAGGUAAACUUGCAGUUGUUGGUGUUUUAUUUCAAGAGAGCAAUGUAAAAAAUCUGGCUUUGGAUGUAAUUUUAUCUGCAAGGGAUGAAUAUCUGUAUAAAGAUGAAACAUUUGAAGGAACUAUAAGGCAAAAGGGGAAGAUGGCCAAAAUAUAUCUGGAAGAUCUUGUUGACAAUGGGUGUUCUCUUUAUCGCUACAGUGGAUCCUUGACUACGCCACCCUGCACAGAGAAUGUCACAUGGUUGGUUUGCAAAGCAAUUAAAUAUGUUAAAAGAUCUCAAAUGAGAAAGCUGUUUUUAUUGUAUUCUGUAAGAAGGGGAACUGGCAAUAAAGAAACCUGCAUUCUUAUCAACAACCAUCGGAAUAUUCAACCAUUAAAUGGACGGAUUAUUUAUUCAUAAUUCAUAAACAGAUGCCAUUUGUAAUUAAUAUUUUUUUUAAAAAGUGUGCUUGUAGUCCUAUUCUGAAAAGUCUUCUUCAACGUUUCCAUAGAUGCCAACGUG